Messenger RNA from Triticum turgidum subsp. durum (durum wheat), 2574 nucleotides. Lineage: Eukaryota; Viridiplantae; Streptophyta; Magnoliopsida; Poales; Poaceae. The record is from the annotation of a GenBank genome assembly.
AUGCCCGCCACCGUCCACCUCGCGCCGCUUCCCCAUCGCGCACAGCCACACGCAAGCAAGCCUCCUCCGCCGCCGGCGAAGCCCGCUGCCCCGUCGCUCCCGCAAUGGAACGCCCUCCUCGCCGAGCACUCCCGAGCCGGCCGUCAUGCCGCUGCCCUCGCGCUCCUACCGCCGCUCCUCGCAGCCUCAGAGGGCCUCGCCCCCGACAGGUUCACGCUGCCUCCCGCCGCCAGGUCCUGCGGCUUCCUACGCGGCGGGGCCGCCGGCGCGGGGCGCCAGGUCCACGCGCUCGCCGCCAAGCUCGGCCUGCCCGGCGACCCCUUCGUCGGCAACUCCCUCGUCUCGAUGUACGGCCGGUGCGGCCGCGUCGAGGACGCCGAGAAGGUGUUCGGCGGAAUUCCGGAUGCGGCCCGGAACCUCGUGUCCUGGAACGCGCUCAUGGCGGCCCUCUCCGGCGACCCACGGCGCGGCCUGGAGCUGUUCCGGGACUGCCUGCUGGCGCUCGGCGGGAUGGUGGACGAGGCGACGCUGGUGACGGUGCUCCCAAUGUGCGCCGCGCUCGGGUGGUCGGAUAUGGGCAGGGCGGUGCAUAGCCUCGCGGUCAAGUCCGGAUGGGACGCGGCCGCGCGGGUGGGCAACGUGCUGGUCGACAUGUACGCCAAGUGCGGCGAGCUCGGGGACGCCGAGCGCGUGUUCCCAGAGGCCCCGUCCGUCGUGUCCUGGAACGUGAUGCUCGGCGCGUACGCGCGGAACCGCGAGACCGAAGCGGCGUUCGGGCUGCUGCGAGACAUGCACAUGCAGAUCGAAGAAAACGGCAGCGUGCCGGCCGACGAGAUCACCGUUCUGAGCGUCCUGCCGGCGUGCUCCGGCCUGCCGGAGCUGGCCAGGCUGAGGGAGCUGCACGCCUUCACCGUUCGGAGAGGCCUGGAUGCCACCGGCGACAAGGUGCCAAACGCACUGGUGGCAGCCUACGGGAGAUGCGGGCGCCUGCUCCACGCCGACCGCGUCUUCGCCGGCAUCCGGAGCAAGACGGUGAGCUCGUGGAAUGCACUCAUCAGUGCCCACGCGCAGCAGAACAGCGCCGCCGCGAUCGAGCUGUUCAUUCAGAUGACCAAUGCCUGCGGGCUGAAGCCUGACGGGUUCAGCAUUGGGAGCUUGCUCAUGGCAUGUGCCGAUCCGAAGCACCUGCUCCAUGGCAAGGCCACCCAUGGAUUCAUCCUCAGGAAUGGACUGGAGAAGGACCCUAUCAUCCGGGUCUCGCUCCUCUCGGCUUACAUCCGAUGCAGCAGGACGGAGCCUUUGGCUCGAAUGCUGUUCGAUGCAAUGGAGGGAAAGGGUGAGGUUUCAUGGAACGCCAUGAUCGCCGGGUACUCGCAGAACGGGCGACCCGGUGAGUCGCUCCAGCUCUUCAGGGAGUUGCAAUCCAUGGAAGGCCAUUGUUCAUCAGUGAUUUCAGCAACAAGUGCCUUGAUGGCCUGCUCAGAGUUAUCAGCUGUUCGAUUAGGGAAGGAGAUGCACUGCUUUGCCCUGAAAGCUGACCUCUGCGAUGACCCAUUUCUAUCCAGCUCGUUGAUUGACAUGUACUCGAAGUGCGGAUUUGCGGACGACGCCAGGGCGUUCUUCGACCAGUUGAAGGCAAGAGACGCAAAGGUGUCAUGGACGGCGAUGAUCACCGGGUACGCCGUCAAUGGUUUGGGGAAAGAAGCUGUUAAGCUAUAUGGCAAAAUGAGGAGGGAGGGGAUGGAACCUGAUGAACUCACCUACCUUGGCCUACUGAUGGCAUGUGGCCAUGCAGGGAUGCUGGAGGAGGGGCUGCAUUUCUUCGAGGAGAUGAGAAACCAUCAUCACAAAAUAGAACCGAAGCUAGAGCACUAUGGCUGCGUCAUCGGCAUGCUGAGCCGGGCAGGGCGCUUCGCCGACGCGGUGGCGCUCAUGGCGGAGAUGCCGCAGGAGCCCGACGCCAAGAUACUGAGCUCCGUGCUCUCUGCCUGCCACAUACAUGGAGAAGCAGAGCUGGGAAGCGAGGUCGCUGACAGGUUGCUUGAGCUCGAACCCGACAAGGCCGAGCACUACGUCCUCGCCUCCAACAUGUACGCCGGGUCCGGGCGGUGGAAUGAGAUGAGGAAGGUGAGGAAGAUGCUCAGGGACACUGGCGUCGCCAAGGAGCCAGGCUGCAGCUGGAUCGACGUCGCGGGCAAGGUGUACAGCUUCGUCGCCGGAGAAAACACGCUCCCUGAGAUGGGCGAGGUGAGAAGGAUGUGGCUUAGCCUGGAGGAGAGGAUCCGCGAGAUCGGGUACGUUCCCGACACCACGGUCGUGCUGCACGAGCUCGAGGAGGAAGAGAAAGUGGAGGCGCUGCGGUGGCACAGCGAGAAGCAGGCCGUCGCGUUCGGGCUGCUGAGGACGGCCGCGCCGGCGACGGUGAGGGUGUUCAAGAACAUCAGGAUGUGCAAGGAUUGCCACAACGCCGCCAGGCUCAUCUCAAAGGUGACAGGGAGGGAGAUUGUGGUUCGGGACAAGAAGAGGUUCCAUCAUUUCGGGGGUGGUGUCUGCUCCUGUGGGGAGUACUGGUGA